UCUGCGCACUGUGUGCUUCAGCAUGCGCUGACCCCGCUCUGUCCCCACUCUGUCAUUUUAUGUGGCCUACCACUUGGUGACUGGGUUGCCGUUGUUCCCAGUUGCUUCCACUUUGUUAUAAUCCCACUAACAGUUGACCGUGGAAUAUUUAGUAGCCAGGAAAUGUCACGGAUGGACUUAUUGUACAGGUGACAACCUAUCAUGGGACCACGCUUGAAUUCACUGAGCUCCUGAGAGCGACCCAUUCUUUCACCAAUGUUUGUAGAAGCAGUCUGCAU
Molecule: messenger RNA, 278 nt
Organism: Staurois parvus
Lineage: Eukaryota; Metazoa; Chordata; Amphibia; Anura; Ranidae
Source: the annotation of a GenBank genome assembly